AUGCGUAAUGAACUUCUGUCCAUGGCUGGUUUCUAUUGUGAAGAGGGCACCGUGUUGCCGAAACCAUGCCCUGCAAACACAGUGAGGGGUUCCCCGGGAGGCAGGCAGCGGGAGGACUGUGGGCCGUGCCCGUUGGGACACUGGUGCAUAGAAGCGAGUCGGUUCUGCACAUGCGUGUCAUUGCCCAGCGACGGCAACGACAAGAAGAACAAAGAAAUCGCUCGCUGCCACGAUCGCAAGAAGAUUGAAAGCAGGAAGGCGUUCCGGGGCGUCAGCUUACCAUUUUCUGGGAGUGGUACCAUCGUGUAUGGAGACUACCCGUGCCCGCCAGGGUACUGGUGCCCAGGUAUGAGUGACCCCCUGGCCUGCCCUGCUGGUACAUUGAGGACGGAGCCGGGUGCUGCUUCUGUACAGGACUGUGAGCACUGCCCAGCGGGGUAUUACUGCCCUGAUCCCACGGUAACCCUGGAGGCCAACACUAUGGGAAUCCCCUGCAGGCCCGGAUACGAGUGCCCACCCGGUGCUAUCAGUGAAUUUACCUGCAGAGCGGGGUCAUACUGUGCAUCGCGUACAGGAAUCCCGCCGCUUUGUCCUGGCGGAUACUUCUGUCCUGAGGGGUCAUCUACCUAUAACACCAGUGCGCAGCUCUGCGUGUUCCCCUAUUACUGCCCCCCCGGCAGCGCAUACAUGAUGUCCUGUACCGGAGGCACCGCAGCCGUUCCGCUGACCACACUGCGGGAUUCCGGAGAGACUUCCUGCAGAAAAUGUGAGGCAGGGACGUACCGGAGCGCCAGCGCCACAGAUUCUGAGUGCCGGCCUUGUCCAGCAGGAUACAGCUGCCCCGCAGGUGUGGAGAGUUACCAGCUCUACCCGUGCCGAGCUGGCUACUACUGCCCGUCCAGUGCCACAGCACCAGUCCCUUGUCCGCCUGGCACGUAUGGAAAUAGCACCCAGGGAAGAGAGCCGGGAGACUGCCACCUGUGCCCCGCUGGCACCUACAACCACCUGUCUGCUCAGGUGUCAUGUUUUCUCUGUGGAAGCUUCUCCUACUCUGAACCAGGUGCUCGGAGCUGCGUGUGCCGGGGGGUAAAACGCUCCUUUCAGGAGUCAGAUGGAUCCUGCAUCUGCCAGGCUGGCUUUGUCUUUUAUGAUGACCGGGAAAAGCAGAGAUCGGACAGCAAUAGCUACCUAGACUGUCAGCCUCAGGUGGAGGAACGCUGUUCCAGUGUUACAGUACGCCUGGCAUCUACAAAGAAGUGUGUUACCCCAGAGCAUCACGAUUGUACCCCGUAUUGCGGGACCCCGGGGGGAACGCUCAGCGCGGAGCUGGGAAUUUGUAACGUGGGCUGUUCUCAGUUGUCACGUGGGUGUUCUCAGUUGACACGUGGGGUGUUCUCAGGUGUCUUGUUUGUGUUGCGCAGGUGCCACUGUCUUCAGUAUGUUGCAGCAGAGGAACUGUGUGAUCGCUCCUGCCUGAUGAAGGCGCCCCGGGUAUCAAUGACCUUUGGACCCAACCUGCAGUUUCUACUACAAAUUGAGGAAUCUGAGAAGAGAAGGAGCAGGAAAGUGGAGGUGGUGAAUGUCCUCGGGCCGGACCAGCACGUGUGGAGCAGUGAGCAGGUGCACCUUGCGCUGUUUGGCCCCGCGGGAGUAUAUGGUGUAAUACUGUCCAGUGCACAGGUCAUCGAAGCCUUUCUUACAGUAGGCUCGUGGUCAGUACCAACACCGAGGAAAGCACGGGAUGGAAAUCAGGGCGCCACGUGGGCAAACACCGGAUCUCUGCCCAGGAUCCCAAACCCCAUCCUGUGUCUCAGGCGGGGCGAUGUUGUCCUGUUCCAGCUCAGUGUCCCACCGAACGAGCGGGUGUCCGGCCACUACCCAGUGUAUCAGAAAGACCACCUAUAUAAUACCAACCCACACUGGGACUUUGGGGCCUUCAGGAGACUGGAUCAUCUUAUCAGGGAGACCAACGUCAAUGUUUCCAGAUUCGCUCACGUGUUUGGAGAUCCCGGUACAUACGUGUUCGUGGACAAUGGGAUUAGGGAUCGCUCCCUUUUUGUGACCGUUAAAGAAAAUAAUGUUUGUGACCCCGCAAUGUCACACGUCCAGCCAUCGUCCCCAUCUCAGCUUAUCAAACAAGGCAUAAUAACCCAGUACAAACUCAACCUGGUACCCAACUGGCCGGUUAUCAUAGGGGUUCUGCUGCUGCUACUCCUAGUGAUGGUGGCUCUGAUCCUCCUAUCCGUGGUGCUGAGACCCUCCCUGUACAGUCCCAGCCCCCUGCAAAGCUGGAAGCCCAGGUGGAGGAGUCUGGGAGAACCCUACAUCCCCCCGGAACACGUGCUCACAAGAGACAGCCUUCAGUUUUACCAAGCGAUUGGGUGUCACGGUUCUGGAGAGCGGCUGGAUACUGGGGAAAAGGAAAUUGCCUAUGGAUUAGAUCAGAGAGGCACAGCGCGAGACUUGGAGGAUUUCAGCGUGCGGACUUUGUUUGACAAGCUGGAAGAUCAGACUCUUCAUAUGACGUCUCAGCUGGGGAGACACAGGAAUGAGACCCUCUCCUUCUAUAAGGCCUUUAUACACAGGAUCCAGGUGCUGAAGGAAAUGUUGCAGAGCCUAGAACUCGGUGCCAGUAAAGGCUUUGAACGGAGGAAGAUUCCGCUAGAGGGUGAAAAAGAAAAUACAGGAACCGCCAUCACUUCUCAGCAGAGUGAGGGUUCCGGCACAAACAUGAGCGGGACGUUCUACACGGAUCUGCCUCAAGAUGUCACCACCGUCAUCGGCCUCAUCAAGGACGGGGACGAAUCGACCUAUAGAAGGGAAGUAGACCGGUUGGCCCAAUGGUGCAUCCACAACAACCUUGAGCUCAACCUCCUCAAAACUGUCGAGACGAUAGUGGACUUCAAGAAGAAGUCAUCUAGUGCACCUCUGCUAACGAUUGCUGACAGUGUGGUAUCGCUAGUGGACUCCUUCAAGUUUCUAGGGACUACAAUCUCCCGGGACCUUAAAUGGGGGUCCAAUGCAGACGCCACUGACGGGAAAGCGCAGCAGAGGUUGUUCUUCAUCAGACAUCUAAGGAAGUUCAACAUCCCACAAAAGCUUCUGCUCCUCUUCGACUUCCGGGGACGCAGGAGGGAGCCGCACACCGUUACCUGGCCCUCUGGUGCUCUGCCUCUUGGGGGAUCUGUGGAAGGCACAUCCUCUGGCGCUGCUGUCUCCUGCAGGCACCUGGGACCGCUGGGGCCACCUGGGAUUGGUGGGGUCGGGAGGAGCCCGGAGGCAGUCUUGGAGGGGACCCCCAGCCGGCACCGGGACCCGGGGACGCACAUCGCGACCCGCAGCGGAAGGUCAACGAGCUGCCGAAAGGAGACAUCGGGGACACCACCUUAUGCUGCGAACCGGCCUCUGCCCUUCCCCGUCAGUGCUGGUCCCUGCCCUUGCACGUCAAGCUACUGUGGGACGGCAGGGCUGUCACUAGCCCCAGACACCGCUAGUUGA
Molecule: messenger RNA, 3498 nt
Organism: Pseudophryne corroboree (corroboree frog)
Lineage: Eukaryota; Metazoa; Chordata; Amphibia; Anura; Myobatrachidae
Exons: 19
Coding region: 1-3498 (1165 amino acids)
Molecular function (GO): 2-oxoglutarate-dependent dioxygenase activity; methyltransferase activity
Source: RefSeq, a predicted model, not a curated record